Messenger RNA from Pecten maximus, 1187 nucleotides. RefSeq names its product histone H3.3-like. Gene Ontology annotation, molecular function: protein heterodimerization activity; structural constituent of chromatin; DNA binding. The record is from RefSeq and is a predicted model, not a curated record. Bases 90 to 494 code for a protein of 134 amino acids. Lineage: Eukaryota; Metazoa; Mollusca; Bivalvia; Pectinida; Pectinidae. The transcript is spliced from 3 exons. Gene Ontology annotation, cellular component: nucleosome.
CCCCAGGUUUCGCGGGCGUCUGACGUAUGUAAGCCGGAGACCAGACUGUCGUGUUGUUGUAUUCCAACUAGAGUAAACCAUUAUUUGAUAUGGGGAGAUCAAAGCAAACUGCCCGGAAAUCUACCACAGGAGGAAUAGUUUAUCGGUCCAUGAUGCUGAAUUCUCGAAAAACAAUUUGCGACGAGGCAUCUUUGAAGAAACCUCACCGCUUCCGACCAGGAACUGUAGCUUUGAGAGAAAUUCGUAUGUACCAGAAAACCACUGAGCUCCUCAUUCGGAAGCUUCCUUUCCAAAGACUGGUCCGGGAGAUAGCAUUGAAAAUCUCGAAGUUCAACUACAAGUUUAAGGUGGCAGCGCUGGCCUCCUUACAGGAAGCGUGUGAGGCAUUCCUUGUCGGCCUGUUUGAGGACACCAACCUUUGCGCCAUCCACGCCAAGAGAGUCACCAUUAUGCCCAGGGAUAUCAAGCUAGCACGGCGUAUCCGAGGAGACUAGCUACCAAACGACGUUUUUAAGGCUUUAUCCAAAUGAUAUUAGUGUUGUAUAUUCAUUUUAUUUGUGUUAUAAACUUUAAGCUGAAAUGUUUUGACAAGUAAUUCCAUUGGAAUGAAAGAUGUUGGCGGUUACCUUGGCGAAUGUUUAAUUAUAAGAUGAUUGGUUUCUGUGUGUUUAACUUUGUAUUUUUCGUUUUGAUUUAGUUUUUUUUGUUGUUGUUGUUGUUUUGUUUGUUUGUUAAAAAGUGUUAUUGAAUCCUUCUGAAACUACAUAACAUCAUUGUGAAAUUUCAUUUAGUACAGUGUACUUGACGCAUUAUCAUUGGCAUUAACGCUUUGGUUUUCACAGUUCUAAUAUCAGAAAUAUCAAAAUGUGUACAUAUGUGUCUGGUCAAAAUGUUGGGAUAAAUUCUCUUGUGUUGCUUUUCAUGAUAUACAGAGGUCAAAGGGAAAUUAUACUAAAGGCCCAUCAAGACAUAUUAAAAUUCCAAAGUUACUGAUGUGCUGUGAAAUAGAUUUAGACCUUCCUGGUACAAUUAAAAAACAUUGUGUGCUUUGUUUUAAAAAGUCAUUUUGCUGAAAAAUACGAUUGCGGUGUUUCCUUGCUUAUUCUUUCGGGAAGAAGAUCGUUUUUAAUGUUAUGGUACAUCUCCGACAUAUUUCAGAAUACCAAUACCAAUAAAUAUUGUGGAAU